GUAAAAUUGGAACAACAACAAAAUACACAAACUAUAAAAGCGACUUAUAAUCAGCCCCAGAAAACGCAAAUUAGUUCGAGACGUUUUCCAUAGUUUAGAUUGUAAAACUAUUUCUUCCUACACUAAUUACGAACGAGGCCCGUAAUUUGCUCACAAGAAACACAUUCAGAAUAAACAAAUUGCUGGGCGUGGGGUUUGAGUUGGCGUAUCUAGGGAUUCGUUAAGAAAUUUUAUUUUCUUUAAAAAUCCGUAGACAAUGUCGGGAAUUCUCCCCGUGUGCUGAUACCAGAAUCUAGGGUUUAAUUUCGCACUUGAAGCUGAAGAAUUUAGAGUCCACGAAAUUGUGGAUAUUGCUGCAGCUUGAGAAGAAUGGUGAGUGAUACUCGUUCUGCUAGAAGAAGUAAGGAAGAAGCAGAUGACAGUAGUACAAAGAAGAAAGUGAACGUUCGAAAAGAUCCGUCAACUCGCAGUACUGAUGUAUCGGAUCCAAGAUCAGCUAGGGAAGCAUCUUCGUCCAGGCCAACAACGCCAAACCCUAAAAGUAGGGCAUCGUCCAGACAGACGACGACGAGUCCUCAAAUUAUGCGCAAGUCCAAGCGUCUUGAUAAGGGUUUGCCGGCUUUGACACCUCCCAUGAAGAGGAAAUCUGAAAGACUAGAAAAACACAAUACGCCAAGCCCUGUUAGGAGGUCUGAUAGGGGAAAGAAAAAUUUAGCAUCAAAUGCUUCUGGUUCAAAGCAGCCUGCAAAGGAGCUUAGUUCGUCAGGGUCGAAGAGAAGGAAGGAGAAGACCUUGAUUGAGUUGACAACGGAAAGCAAAAAAGCUGAAGUUGACCUGGAAGCUGUUGGCAACAAGAAGAGAAAGAUGAUGGAUGCUCGCUCUUUCAGAUCUAUAUUUAAAAAACAGCGGAUUAAGGAUAUCGUGCUUGAUGGUGAUGGAGAUCUGGAAGGACGAGAUAAAGUAUCUGAUGUUUGCAGUGGUAAUAGCAAAGGCGUUGACUCUAAUAAGCCAAUAGGAAAUGAUGAGGAUAUUAGUGAUGAGUGCAAUAGAGGGGUGGUGGGGAAUUUAAGAGACGAAAGUAUUGAUAAAACUGACAAUGAAGCUACUCGAAAGUCAGUCUGUAGUUCCAAAGGCUGUCACACAGACAUCGAGAAUGACGUCAUUGUGGAUUCCGGCCUUGGGAACAAUGUUGUUGGCCAGCCUUGUUCAAAAGACUCUCAGAAUAGUUUGAGUGUCCGAGAAACGUUCGAUAAUACUGAAAGAUCAUCAAAAAUUUGUCUUUCCACCGACAAUAUAGAUGCUCAAAAGUCAGUUUGUAGUUCGAAAGGCUGUCACACAGACAUCGAAAAUGACGUCAUUGUGGAUUCCGUCCUUGGGGACAAUGUUGUGGUUGAUCCUUGUUCAAAAGACUCUCAGACUAGUUUGAGUGUCAGAGAAAUGUUCGAUAAUACUGAAAGAUCGUCAAAAAAUUGUCUUCCCAUCGAUAACAUAGAUGCUCAAAAAUCAGUUUGUAGUUUGAAAGGCUGUCACACAGACAUAAAAAACGACGUCAUUGUGGAUUCCGGCCUUGGGGACAAUGUUGUGGUCGAUCCUUGUUCAAAAGACUCUCUGACUAGUUUGAGUGUCAGAGAAACGUUCGAUAAUACUGAAAGAUCGUCAAAAAAUUGUCUUUCCACUGACACUAUAGAUGCUCAAAAGUCGAUUUGUAGUUUGAAAGGCUGUCACACAGACAUCGAACAUGACGUUAUUGUGGAUUCCCGCCUUGGGGACAAUGUUGUGGUCGAUCCUUGUUCAAAAGACUCACACACUAGUUUGAGUGUCAGAGAAACGUUCAAUAAUACUGAAAGAUCGUCAAAAAAUUGUCUUUCCACUGACAAUAUAGAUGCUCCUGAGUCGGAAAGUUCAACUUCCUUGGCAAGAUCACAAGAUGGUUCUGCAAGUUCAGGUGAGAAAUUUAUGUGCACAGAAGUUGCAGAAACUACUCCAUCACCAUCACCAUCAUCUAAGUGUGAAAGUUGCGAUCUUCUGGGGACUUGUGUUCUAUGCUCUAAAAUAAAAAGGGUUGGAUAUGAUUCACCAGAACAGGAGCUGUGUUCUUGCAAUUCUGCAGUGUGUAAGGAGCUAGACAGCAUCUCUUCAUGCAAAUGCAAGGAUAGAAGCGAUCAGGGAGCUGCUGUCACCUCAGAAUCUGCUGAAAAAUGUGACUCCAGACAUUUAUUGAAGGAGAGGCAUGCAGAUUCUCAAAUGAAUGGUCAUGAAAAUGUUUGUGCGCUGUGCUACAAAGGUGGCGAACUCCUGUGGGUGCUGUGAGGGAAAAGGUUGCAGGAGAUGCUAUCAUCUAUCUUGUCUAGAUCCCCCCUCUUAACGAUUCUGUGCCAGGUGUUU
Erythranthe guttata (spotted monkey flower) is the source of this 2385-nucleotide messenger RNA. The record is from RefSeq and is a predicted model, not a curated record. Lineage: Eukaryota; Viridiplantae; Streptophyta; Magnoliopsida; Lamiales; Phrymaceae.